This is a messenger RNA of Rodentolepis nana, 369 nucleotides long. The record is from the annotation of a GenBank genome assembly. Lineage: Eukaryota; Metazoa; Platyhelminthes; Cestoda; Cyclophyllidea; Hymenolepididae.
AUGUCCGAAACGCCGAGUCCUUCUAAUAAGAAGCCUGACCAAUCCACUGUUCCGGAAGCGAUUCUCGAUGACAAUGUAGCUACUUUGAGUAAUGAUCAUAAUCAAAGGCAUAAACAUAUCAGGCGUUCUAAAAAAGAACAAGACACCCUUGGCGCACUUCCUUAUUUUAAGCAUCACAAGAAACAUAAAAAGAAGCAUGCUGCUAAACCUUCAGAAAUAACCGAAGUACCUCAUGUCAUGUUUCAACUUGGUGAACAAGAGGAGACAAAACAGCCUCCGGCCUUUGUGGAACUUGACGAGCUUUCCUAUGGCGAGUGGAGGGAAGUUGCUAGGUACGACUAUCCUUCUUUGCUUUUUAUUCAGAAUUAA